AUGCUGUGGGGUGCGGUUACCCUCCUUUUCCCUGCAGUUGUCAUGUCGCUUCUUUUCAUUACAGCUGGUGUGCCGGAUAUUAGGCGUUGUUGUAUUCACUCGUGUGUCGCCGCUGCUCUCGUCCCUUUAGCGGUAUUGGUGGCUAUUGGCAUUUCCAUCGCUUUAGAUCAAUGCAUUUUGUACCUUCAUGAGGCGGCCCGUAGUGCCAUACCGCAACCGCCACCGCUCCGUCAUGCGCUUCUGCAGCUGAAACCCGACAGUCUCAUGACUCUGUCCUUUCUGGAUGUGCAAAUUGUGGCAAUUUUUUUGUUUGUAUCGUACGGUUUGCAAAUUCUCUUGUACCACCUGGUUGACAUUGUGCGAUACUUGAAAAUCUCGCGACGGCGGUUGGUAAUGUAG
Trypanosoma brucei brucei TREU927 is the source of this 399-nucleotide messenger RNA. RefSeq lists its product as hypothetical. The record is from RefSeq and is a predicted model, not a curated record. Lineage: Eukaryota; Euglenozoa; Kinetoplastea; Trypanosomatida; Trypanosomatidae. The transcript has a single exon. Bases 1 to 399 code for a protein of 132 amino acids.